AUGGAUUCUAUAGCAUAUCUGGAGGAAGCAGUUGAAGUGUCCUUCUCGGAAUCGAUCGUGGCACGGGACGACGCGCUCGCGGUGCUGUCGGCCGUGCCAGGUCUGGGGCCCCCGGACUUGUGCUGGCUGCAGAAAGGCCGUGGUGCCUGGUCGCCUGGCGACGACGGUGUUGCGGCAGGCUCCCACGGCUACUAUCACCACGUGUUGGGCGGCGAUGUUAGCAGCACCGGCGCCAUCGCUGGGCAGUUUGCCGAGCUGUUGGCAGGCAUCGAGCGCCCCGGCUUGCUGGCAGGGCUGUGGAGCGGCUCUGAGCUUUCGAUCCAGCGCGGCUUCUACUGCUGCUACGAUGCCAUCUCGCGCACCGACCUGCGCUGCGAACUCUGUGUGCCCGGCGGCGUGGUGGGCGAGGGGCACUACCCCGAGGCGCUGGUCACGCUCAACGCAGUGCCAACGCCACCCCUGCCGCGUGACGAGCGCGAGCUGCUGAUGGUGGUGCCCCCACCAGAGCCGCAGCGCAACACCACGCCGCAGGCCAAGCCGUAUCAGCCAGACCUGGAGGCGGCGCGCGCCCUGGCCCUAGAGGAUGGCGACACUGGUGGCACGUCGCGGCUGCUGGCCUACCUGCCUGGUGCGGUGCUGCUCAACAGAGAGCCCGCAGACUCGGGGCCCUGGCCAGACCCCUCUCCCAACCGCAUCACGCGCGCCGUGCUGGGGGCGGUGUACGGCCAGCUGCAGGACAUUGUCGGCGCCAUCGGCUGGCGCCAGCAGCAGUGGCAAGGGUGA
Monoraphidium neglectum is the source of this 783-nucleotide messenger RNA. RefSeq lists its product as hypothetical. The coding region runs from base 1 to 783 and encodes 260 amino acids. The transcript is spliced from 4 exons. NCBI's taxonomy places the organism in Eukaryota, Viridiplantae, Chlorophyta, Chlorophyceae, Sphaeropleales, Selenastraceae. Gene Ontology annotation, biological process: Golgi to plasma membrane transport. Gene Ontology annotation, cellular component: exomer complex. Gene Ontology annotation, molecular function: protein binding. The record is from RefSeq and is a predicted model, not a curated record.